AUGGCUUUCGACUACAACGGCAAGGUGCCUGAACCCGAUGCUGAAAUUACAAAGCUGGAGAAUCAGAUUGUUGCAGCCCAAUCCUCGUCACUUACAGCUCUCACUUCCCAGAUGGGCAAGCUGAAUGUUAAGGGGAAAGGAGGCAAAGGAGGCAAAGGAGGCAAUGCCGCUCCACCAUCUGACAUGCUCACCCAGUUUCCUCCCAGGCCGGCCUAUGGCUCAAAUGGCAGGCCUGUCACUCUCUGGGCAAACUAUUUCAAGGUCAACCUCAAACUUGAUACCUUUUACAAGUAUACGAUGAAUACCAAAAAGGUUGCAAGCGCUUCAAAGCCAGAGUCCAAAAAAGGCGCCAAGGCGGGUACAGGCGAGAAAGAGGUCAAGGGAAGAGAACUCCUUUUCGUCGUCAAGGCUGUUCUGGCCAAGCUCUUGGAGGAAGACAAAAAGUUUGUCGGCGCCACCGAGUUCAAGGACGCGCUCAUCACGCUGAAGCCCAUUACUCUCUCUGCGAAUCCCAUGACUGUUCAGGUUCCCAGAUCUGAGGGGAGCGAUGAAAUGGUAUCGUACACUGUCGAAUUCCAUGGCCCUAACGAGAUUCGAGUGGAUGAUAUGAAAAAUUAUCUCACAUCCAUGGCGGAUGGGCCGGCUGGUGCUGACGCCAUCUCGUUCCCACGCUUUCCCGAAGUUGUUGACGCCAUCAAUAUCAUUCUAGGCCACAAGCCGAGGAGUGAUCAUAUCAAGACCGCAGCCGUUGGCUCGUCUCGAUUCUUUCCUUUCGGAGACGAUAAGAUAAUUAAAGAACUCAAUCAGAACUGGCGUGCUCUGGCUGCUGCUCGCGGCUACUUCCAAUCUUCCCGCUUGGCAACUGGUCGAGUGCUGCUAAACGCCAAUGUAACUCAUGGUGUUUUCAGGCUCUCGGGUCCAAUGACUCAGAUUUUUGACGGCCUUGAGAUCAGGGCCGCUUCAAAGGGCGAUAACAUGGCCAUGAGAAAGCUCAGAGCCUUUGCCAAAUUCCUACCCAAGACUCGUGUCUGGUACAACUUCAAGACUGCUGAAGGCAAAACUGUUCGCCGAGGCAAGGCUAUCCGAGGCCUUGCCAAUUGGUCAGAAGUAGCGAAGAAAGGCAAGACCAUGGCACAUCCGCCUAAGUUUGACGCCAACUGGGAAUAUGGCGGUCCAAAGAACGUCCAGUUCUGGAUAGACGGUGACAAAGGAGGCCGCUACGUCACAGUCUAUGACUAUUACAAGCAGAAAUACAACUUGAACCUCAAGGACUACCCAUUGCUCGACCUGGGCACUGAGCAGAAGCCUUUUACAUAUGUACCGGCUGAGAUGAUUGAGAUCCAGCCAGGCCAGGUAAUCAAAGCUUCUCUCACGAUGGAUGAGACCACCGCUAUGCUGGAUUUUGCCUGUCGGUCGCCGUACUCGAAUGCUCUUUCCAUUAGCACCGCCAGCCGUCAAGUGCUCGAACUUGACGAUCCAUCGCUGGAAAAUUUUGGUGUCUCCGUCGAUAAACACUUGUUGACUGUGCAAGGAAGGGUCCUCAACGCGCCGACGGUGGUCUAUCUAAAUAACCAAAGAAAGACCACCGACGUGAGACCGUUGGGUGGCGCCUGGAAUAUGAGAUCGGUGAGAGUUUACAAGCCAGGAAAAAAGAUUGAGCGCUGGACCUGGGUCAAUCUCUCGUUAAGACCAAAUGCGCCGACAAUCGGAAGAGAUGUGGUCUUAGCCUAUGGAAAAUUCUUGGUCGGUAUGGGCAUCGCCAUAAACGAAACUCCUCUUGCUCCCCCCCAGGAGGUUAUUGCUUACAAUGCAGACCUGGACAAGAUUUUUGCAUGGUUACAAAAUAACGGAAUUCAGCUUUUUGUUAUCAUCUUGUCUGAAAAGGAUACGUCAGGCGUGUAUGCCAAGAUCAAGCAAUUGGGGGAUUGCACAUAUGGAGUUCAUACGAGCUGUGUGGUGGGACGCUCAUUUGGAAAAGGGAGCCCGGGAUAUUUCGCCAAUGUCGGGCUCAAGGUUAAUCUCAAAGCUGGUGGCGUCAACCACAGGCUGAAAGACGAGUUUAGUAUUCUCAAGGAUGGUAAAGCGAUGAUUGUUGGCUACGACGUCACCCACCCGACCAAUUUGCCCUUGAAGAAGGGCGCUUCUGAGCCCCCUAGCCUUGUCGGAUUCGUGUCGAGCAUCGAUGGCGAUCUCGGUCAAUGGCCUGCACUGUCUUGGGAGCAAACCUCUAGACAGGAAAUGCUCAGCAGUAAGCUCACCGAGGCAUUCAUGCUUCGACUGGACACCUGGAGCAAGCACAAUGGGGGCCGGUACCCAGACAACAUCAUCAUCUACCGAGACGGCGUCUCCGAGGGCCAAUUCUCUCUCGUCCUUAACCAGGAGCUGCCAUCCAUCCGCGAGGCGUGCCGCAAGAAGUAUUCGCCCCAGUUUCAACCAAAGAUUACGCUGGUGGUGUCGGUGAAGCGACACCAAACCCGGUUCUACCCUUCAUCAACAGAUGAAAUGUCCAAGUCCGGCAAUAUUGUCAACGGAACGAUAGUGGACCGAGGCGUAACUCAGACGCGAUACUGGGACUUUUUCCUAACAGCCCAUGACGCUCUCCAAGGCACCGCUCGACCGGCGCACUACACUGUUCUUCUGGACGAGAUCUUCCGCCCGAAAUUCGGCACCAAGGCGAGCGACGAGCUGGAGCGCCUGACACACGAACUGUGCUAUCUCUACGGCCGCGCCACCAAGGCCGUCAGCAUUUGCCCUCCAGCGUACUAUGCUGAUAUUGUCUGUGAGCGCGCUCGUGCACAUCGACCCGAGUGGUUUGAACAAAAAGACGUAGAUAGCCAGACCGAAACAACUGGAGGCGCUCCGAGCACCGUGGGCCGACAGGUGCAUGUCAAUCUCAGGGACAGCAUGUACUAUAUCUAA
Molecule: messenger RNA, 2919 nt
Organism: Trichoderma gamsii
Lineage: Eukaryota; Fungi; Ascomycota; Sordariomycetes; Hypocreales; Hypocreaceae
Exons: 3
Coding region: 1-2919 (972 amino acids)
Molecular function (GO): RNA binding; protein binding
Source: RefSeq, a predicted model, not a curated record